UUAAUUUAUACUCCAACAACUAUUCUUGCUUCUGUGAUUCUCUCUGCCCUACCAGGACUCAUUGACCUCAGUGAAGCUUACAAAAUUUGGAAGGUUGAUAAGAUAGACUUUCUUGCAUGCGCUGGAGCAUUCUUUGGAGUACUGUUUGCAUCUGUGGAGAUUGGUCUACUUGCUGCGGGUACUCAAAGAUUUUUGCAACGCUUGGAGUUGUAUGCAAGUGUUGUGAUGGGGUUGGAGGCGCCUGCACUAGUAAAUGGACAGAAUCUUGCAAUAACCUACAAUGUUUUCCUUGGAAAUCACACUGUACUAAGCAACAUUAAAUAUUUUAUGCUAAUUAAACAUAUAAAUAUAAAUAUACACAACAUUUUAAUGUAAUUAGCAUCUGUAGCU
Molecule: messenger RNA, 390 nt
Organism: Glycine soja
Lineage: Eukaryota; Viridiplantae; Streptophyta; Magnoliopsida; Fabales; Fabaceae
Product: probable sulfate transporter 3.4
Exons: 2
Biological process (GO): transmembrane transport
Cellular component (GO): membrane
Source: RefSeq, a predicted model, not a curated record